Messenger RNA from Symbiodinium necroappetens, 347 nucleotides. The record is from the annotation of a GenBank genome assembly. Lineage: Eukaryota; Dinophyceae; Suessiales; Symbiodiniaceae.
AUGGGGGAGAAAGUCUGUGGUCGGAGCGGCUUCCUGUCUUUAGGCAUGCUUUGGUGGUCCUGCUGCCGCCGACGACACGCAAUGACUCUUGCCACCCAAGACACAGGGGCAAAGCCGACCGCCGGCACGGGUGGCAGCGGCCGCGCUGCAGGCUCUCACUGGAAGUCAGCAGCCUGCGAUGCGAAGCUGAGCCGCCUAAGCAGUCCUUGGAUCACCUACCUGUUCUACUCUCCCACACGUUCCUCCAUCGUCGGCGUGGCCCAACGCGACGAUGUGGAACAUGAUCUCCGGUGGCACAACGGCGCAGCCCCCGAGCGUGAGGCUCCGAUCGAGACGAAGCUGCUCAG